Messenger RNA from Oreochromis niloticus (Nile tilapia), 1411 nucleotides. It is a transcript of the gene zfand2a, whose product is annotated as zinc finger, AN1-type domain 2A. Gene Ontology annotation, biological process: protein targeting to ER; proteasome-mediated ubiquitin-dependent protein catabolic process. The record is from RefSeq and is a predicted model, not a curated record. Gene Ontology annotation, molecular function: zinc ion binding. The transcript has 10 exons. NCBI's taxonomy places the organism in Eukaryota, Metazoa, Chordata, Actinopteri, Cichliformes, Cichlidae. Gene Ontology annotation, cellular component: cytoplasm; endoplasmic reticulum. Bases 229 to 1056 code for a protein of 275 amino acids.
UGACACAUCAAAAUUCGAUGAAAACAGCCAGCUGAGCAUAACAGCACGCAGAUGUCGGUGCUCAGGGAUCACCCGUGAAACUAUUACCAAGAAGGACCGACAAAGUCAGAAUUAAGCUGGAUGAGUUAAGAUAACAUUAUUGCCUCCUACAGUAGCACAGCAGAGCGACAGGAAAACGGAAUCUGGUUUGAAAUUCACAGGAUAUUGCUUCAAAAGUAGCUUUAAGAGAUGGAGUUCCCAGAUUUAGGAGAGCACUGCUCUGAGAAGACCUGCAAACGUUUAGAUUUUCUGCCUAUGAGAUGUGAUGCUUGUCAAGAGAUAUUCUGCAAGGAUCACAUAACCUAUGCAAAUCACAAAUGCACAUCAUCCUACAAAAAGGAUAUCCAGGUACCAGUAUGCCCUUUGUGUAACAUCCCCAUUCCCGUCAAGAGAGGAGAGAUGCCUGACAUUAAAGUCGGUGAACACAUUGAUCGGGACUGUAAAUCCGACCCUGCACAAAGAAAGAGAAAGAUUUUUACAAAUAAAUGCUCGAAAGGAGGCUGUAAGCAGAAGGAGAUGAUAAGAGUUACCUGUGACCAGUGUCAUUUAAAUUACUGUCUUAAACACCGUCACCCACUAGACCAUGAUUGUAAGACUGAUGGGAAACCUCUGUCCAAAUCUGGACAUGCUGCUUUAACGAGGACCCAAGGUACUUCCUCCGCCUCUGCCUCUACUUCCAGUUCUUCCAGUUCAGGAAACACAAGACCUGUUUCUAAUGGUCUAAAUGCAAAUAGCAGAAGUCACAGCACUGGCUCUGCCCAGCGAAUUUCUACUUCAGUUUCAGCUCAGAAUGUUAUACCACCAUCAGCAUCAUUUCAGGCCGGCCUGACAGAAGAACAGGCUUUACAAAGAGCUUUGGAGAUGUCUUUGGCUGAUUCAAGGCAGACAGUUGCGCCAGCACUUAGCCCUCAGGAGCAGGAGGAUCUGGCUCUCGCUCAGGCUCUCGCUGCCAGUGAAGAAGAAUACAGACGCCAGCAGCAGAGACAACAGGUACCAGGAAAGCUUAUCCGUCAGUAGCAUGCUAACAAGAACGCAUGGAAGAGACUCCAAACAGUCCACCUGCAGCCUUUCUUAAUUUCAGACCACCAUUUUGGACUUCAAGCUGUGCUAAUUAUUUCCUAGAAACUGCACAUGUGAUAUGUCACUUUCUGGGAUCAGUGAUUCUUCAGUGAUCCUUCAGUGACACAUACUCGCUCUUGGAAGUUGCUGACACAUUACCGCCUUCUAUAAUAUAAGCACAUAUACUUUCCAGCAGAAUCUGUCAUUUUUACAAAUGAUUUGCUCUGUAAAUAUUUUAUAUGCCUAUCAUGAUGAAUCCAUUAUAUUAAAAUGUAUGAUUAUUGAAUAAAUUAUGUCAAAGACGCACCGUGAA